Molecule: messenger RNA, 528 nt
Organism: Drosophila subobscura
Lineage: Eukaryota; Metazoa; Arthropoda; Insecta; Diptera; Drosophilidae
Gene: halo
Exons: 1
Coding region: 28-357 (109 amino acids)
Source: RefSeq, a predicted model, not a curated record
GACAUCAGCUUUGAACAUAACGAAAUUAUGGCUGAUUUAUUAUUCCCCCAAAUGGAGCGUCCUCUGCCCUCGAUGCCUUCGUUGCACUACACGCUGUUUGCGUAUCGCGAGGAGCUGCGACGUCGCGAUGUGCCCUUCAUGAAGAUGUCCACGAUCAAGCUGCACCUGACGGACAAUUUGAUACUGCAGACCAUCAAGAACAUACGGCAGUUUGACACCAUUGAGAUUAUGAAUCUCAACAGGGAGAUCACCUUCAAGCGGCGACUCACCAAGCAGAUGCGCAAAGUGCGGAAACUCGAGAAACUCGGCCUGAACAUCGAUCCCCGGAAGCUCACCGAGGGCGGGCAGUGGCUCUGAACAGCAAGCGAAAACUGUGUGAAAAUUCUAUACUACAAACAACUCUUUCCGAACUCUAAUCAUACUACAAGCAUGUGAAAUUAGUCUAUAAGAGAAAUCUCCUCAAGUUUCUAAAACUCAAUAAGCCGAACCAAUAGAUGAUUUUUUUGAAUGAAAUAUAAACAAGAAAAA